AGCAGUUCAUUUACCGAAAGGUGUGGGAAGAGGAGUACAACUCCACCGCCAUCAGCAGCGACAACAGCAGUCACUGUGUGCGGAACAAGAGCAGCCCAACUUAUGUCAUGCAGAAGUAUCUAACAUGGGGAUGGCAAUAAGAAUAUAUUUACAGAAGAAGUUCAGCAAAGUCAUCCUUGAUAACAGCUACUGAAGCUUGGAUUGGGUUAAGUGGAAUCUGACUCUGCAUGGUAAAGUGAGAGAAGUAGAUGCCUGGACUGUAAAUUGUGCAGAAAAUGGGGUUAAGUUACACAGAAAAUAGAGUGAAUGGAAGCUAACUGUUGGUAUUCCUUGAUGCUGCAGUAAAACAGGUGGCACUUGAAGAUUUUGGUCACAUCCAAGGUUGGAAUGUGUGACAACCUGCUUAUGUGAAGAACUGAACAUUGGAGCGUAUCAACCUCAUUUGUCAGAUAUAAAAUAAAAUCUUUAAUGUCUUGUGCUUCUGUUGAAAAUAAGAAAUGUUCAGAAUUUUUAGCAUGAAGUAGGUUCUUCUUCUUCAUAGGGCAGGAGAAGGAAGAAUUUGAGGAUAAAGAGGUAAAUAGAAUUCUAGUCCAGAAUGCCCAGACAACAGCCCAGACAGCAAAGGAAGGUAAUAUAUGCCAUCCAUUGGAACUGAUCUGGAGACCAUAACCAAUUAUUGUUACAAAUAUGCUUGUGUGUUCCUCCCCCAAAGGCUUUUUUUUUUAUUAUUAGCUCCUUGUUUGUAACUGUGGGCAUUUUAUUGUACAGUGUCAUGUGUCAAUGGAAAAGACAGCUAUUAGAAUUAGAUGUGGUGCUUGGUAGUUCCAAUUGCAGAGUCCAUCAGAAAACCUACCAACAUUUCUGUACUUUGCAUUUGCUAGAAGCUUCCCAAAUACAACUCAAGCUUCCAAUUGUGACCACAUACACUCCAAGAUUUAACACGUGAUGUAUCUUCUGGCAAAAGACUGAAGCAGAGUGCUGAAAUUUACACAGCAGCACUGAUUGAGCUGACAGUGGAUUUGCAAGCUACAGGAUUUUUGGCAUAAAGGAAGCCAGCUGUGUUUCCUACAUACAGAAGUUUUGAUAUUUGAGAGUAGGAGUCCUUCAAGACGUUAUCUGAGUCAUGGCCAGUAGAACUUGUUUCCCUUUCUUGACAAAGUUCCAUUCCCUCCAUUUCGAUGGUAGCCCACAGGCCAUGAAUUAUUGGACAGUCAUGCUGUAGUCUGUCUGUCUAGCCCGUAUUUUUGUACCAUGCUCGUUCCCAUCGUAUACUGAUGUAGAACUCAAAAUCACCUAUAAAUUUCAGCGGUGUCUGUGCUGAGCUGUAGCCCUGUGUAUGACGAAAAGAGUAGAUCCAGUAAUACAGUCCCAGGCCCUUUCCUGAUGAUAGAAGUAGGUGUUUGGGAUUUUCCAAGGUCACUGUGAGUUAUAUACGUAGGUACAGUAAAUUCUACUGUAAGGGGUGCUUGGUGUCAACUUUUAGAGGAAAACCUCUUCUACAGAUUGAGUUAGUGUUAAGUCCUUCGGUUCUGGGGAUGGAGAAGCUUCUUACUGAUCUCAUUUAUUUCAAAUUGAAAUGUAAGAAGAAACUAAAAGAAGAUAAAAUCACUUGAGGUCUACAAAAAAAAGUAGACUGUCAUUCAAAAUGGAUAGUCUAGGCAGCAUGUGGAUUAAUUAUUUCCUUGGAUUUGCAUUUAUUAUAGCAAUUUUGCGAUAAAUAAAAAUGAAUUUCAAAGUAACUCAAAUACAGGGAACAUUCUGAUCCCUGGUUUGAAUAAUCGUUUUUGUAGCUCAGGAGGAGCUAUGUUAUUAAUUAAACACUGCUUAUCGUUCAGGGCACAUGCAUUUUCCUUUUGUCAGUAAUAUUUGUAAUUUUGUGAGCCUGUUUGUCGUAUGCUCUACGUUGUAGCCUCAGGCAAAAGACUUCCCUCUUAAUUUGAUCCGUAUGCAUGUGAAUCAUUUCUUCGCUGUCACUCUUUCCAUUUUGUAAUCUGUGUUUUUGGGCAUUACUUCUGUCCAGCAUAAGCAUUUGUCUCAGAGUAGAGCAAAUUCACAGAUUAGAAAGCUAGACCUUUGUUUUUGAGUGUGUGUAGUUACAUGGUGAGUGAGUCUUUGUAGCUAUAUGAUUACAAAGCAGCUGAGGGUUUGACCAGUUGUUUUCUGUAUCGGUUUCUGAUGAGUUUAUAACAACACAAAGGGGGACUUUCACUCUAAUUGAGUUUUUCUGUACUUCUUCAGUUGUGUGGUCAGUAGGCAGCAGGCCAUUUGUGGCAGUAGGGUUACAGUCAUUUGGGGUGUCAUAGAAUCAUAGAAUGGCCCAGCUUGGAAGGGACCUCAAGGAUCAUGAAGCUCCAACCUCCCUGCCACAUGCAGGGCCACCAACCUCCCCAUUUAAUAACAGACCAGGCUGCCCAGGGCCCCAUCCAACCUGGCCUUGAACACCUCCAGGCAUGGGGCAUCCACAGCCUCUCUGGGCAGCCUGUUCCAGCACCUCACCACUCUCUCUCUAAAGAGCUUCCCCCUGACAUCCAACCUAAAUCUUCCCUUCUUCAACUUAAAACUCUUGUCCUGCUGUUAUCUACCCUUUCAAAGAAUUGACUCCCCUCCUGUUUUUGGGCUCCCUUUAGGUACUGGAAGGGAAUCUGAAUUUAUAGCCACAUUCCUUAUGUUGUACACCUGCUUCCAAAACAAUGAGACCCAAACCUUUGCUGGUUUCUUCCAAGUUCAUAUAUCUGUGUAUUUCAGCAGUAACGUCUGCAUUGCAUGUUUAAUGCAGACUGAGAACAUAAAUAGUAAUAAUAUUUAGUUUGAUUUCCAGUGUAUUACCUAUGUACUUUUCUACGGUGGUCAUUGACUUAGAACCUGACACUUGUGAAGAAGCAACGCCUGCAGCAGGCGCUGUAAAUGGCACAAAUAGCACAGCCUGUUGCAGAAAGGUGUUUUCAUGCUCUAUAAAUGCAGCCACUCCCUGCCCUGGAGUUAUUUGUGCUUUAUUUGCUGUGCUUUGUUUGCUGUGCCUGUUUGUCUGUGGGCUGAGUUGCUUCCUUUCCUAUUGGCACUGUCGUUUCAGACCAAAUAAUUUCCCAUCCCUUGCCAGUCUUGCUGCCAUUCUCCUCUCACAUUAAGUCCUUUCCUACAGCUUUAUGCUCCAGGUUGCCUGGCUUCCUGCUACACUGCCAUACCCAUAGACAGGGCUGCUGCCCUGCUCUGUCUGAUGCCUCAGGGAUCUGAUUUCAGAGUUACGCUCUAUGUUUGAAAGUCUAUUUUGUGAGAUGAUCCUGUAGGAAGGGUUUGUGUGAAUGCAGUUACCACCUUCUCUGCUGCUGCUCUUUUAUCUGGACAGGUUGUUCUCUUUGAAAGGGCUGCUGGGACUGCUGUUUCUUCAGUCUGCAUAAAUCUAUUAAAAGCCAGAUCCAAAUCAGCUUGCUGCACACCAUCGCUUAGCAGCCAGCUUCAUUAAUGUGCAAAAUAUUUUUUCCUAUUAGCUCUUGAGUUCUUUUCUUUACAAACAUUGAUAUUCUAUUAACUAUAAACUGUAUUUGAUUUUUAAACUUCUUUCUAAAAGAACCAAGACAUUUUUUCCUAUGAUGUUUGUUUACAGCGUUAGCUACUGUUCCUUAUGAGAGUACCUGCUGUGGCUUAUCAACAGAGGUAUCACUGAUUUGGACAGUUUCUGAACCCAGAACUUGCCAGUAAGGAGUUAGUUCACAUUCUAUACACAUGAGUCAAUAUAAUUUUUAACACUGUUUCACAUCUGUGUGCUGUUGCUACUCAUAACACGGCACAUUGGGAUGUCAGCAGCAAACGCUGCCCUAUUCACUUGCAGAAUGUGCUGGUCAGUGAAUUGCUUCUUUGUGACCCUCCCACCAGGAUUAUUUAGGGAGAAAAAAGAGAUCUCCUGUGAGUAGAGAGCCUGGGCUGUGCUUCUCAAUCAAAGAUUGUUCUACUAAUGAUUUCUGAAGGAUUAAAAUGGGCCCAGUAUCCUUUGGCAGUGCUCUGUAUUGAAGGAGGUGCCUACAGUAAGAACACCAGCUCUUGUAAAUGAACGUAGCAAAGAAUUGUUGUUUUGUCUUCAUUGAAACUGCUGUGUCAAGAGUACUUGUGAGAGCAUAUCUUAAGAAACAAGUUCUGGUUCUGGGGUCUAAUGCAACAAGGGAUGUUUGAGAGGUACUGGAAACAAAAUUACAAAGGCAUGUCUUUAAAAAAUGCAAUUCCUUUGUAUUAUUAUCUGGUAUAAUGUAUAUAUUAUGAUAUAUACUACUAUGCUGUAUUUGAUUACAGCUUAAUACAGUAUUAUAUGAGAUCAUAUAAUCUUGGAAGAUGAUACUGUAUAUUUUACAAUAACAUAUUUUAUAAUAUGUAAACAAAUACUGUUUUAUGGUAAAUGUUAUGCUGCAUGCUUAUUAUGGCAUAAGUAUAUAAAGUACGUGAUUAUAUAUCAUAUAUAUACCUACAUAUAUAUGUAUAUAUAUAUAUAUAUAUAUAUUUUAUUUUUUUUACAGUACAUUAUGGUGUUUACCAUUAUUUCUGAUUUUCUCUUUGCAGGGAGUUCAAGAAAAGACUUCUCUUUUUAACAUGCAGCUGGACUUAACAGGGGCAGUUCCCAGCCUGAUAGUUGCUUUUAUCAUUGUAGCUAAUGGGGAUCACCAGGGACGAAAAAAGUCUUUGGUUUUACCAUCAACUGGAGCUUUGAUUGCAGAUAUUUUCCUCACUGUAAUAUCGUACUUCUCCUUGCCAAUCUCUGUCCUGUUUUUUGUUACAUUUAUUUCGGGACUGUUUGGGAGUAUGGCAACUUUCCUUGGAGGAGGCUUUGCUUAUAUAGCAGAUCAGUGUCAUGAUGAGAAACAGAAAACAAAACGAAUAGCUGUGGUUGAUUUAAUUUUUGGAGUUGUAUCUGGAUUGGCAGGAUUGUCUUCUGGGUACUUUUUAAGAGAAAUGGGCUUUACAUGGACAUUUGUGACAGCAUCUUUACUUCAUGUUGUUAACAUUGUCUAUAUUAUUUUUUUUCUGGAAGACACAGUGCACGUAUCUGAAUUGCAGCAACAGGCACCAUUGUCUUAUAAAGAAUAUCUAAAAGAAACAUUUUCUGGAGUGUACAUGCUUUUUAAAACUGCCCCUUCUAAAAAGAGAAUUUUAAUCAUUGUGUUACUUUUUAUAUUUAUGACUUAUUUAUUUACUAUGUAUGGGGGGGGUUCCCUUUUUACAUUGUAUGAACUGGACGAGCCACUGUGCUGGACUGAAGUGUACAUUGGAUACGGAGCAGCUGCAUUCACUUCUGUCUCUGUGACCAGUUUUUUGGGAGUUUACUUAUUUUCUAAAUGUCUCAAAGACAUUUACAUUGUCUUUAUCGGGAUAUUUUCUUACAUUGGAGGAAUUGUCAUGGCUGCCUUUGCCAAAACAACCCUGCUCAUGUUUUUAGUAAGAUUGCCAUCUUUAUUCUGCAUUAUGCCUAUUCCUGUUCUCCGAUCCAUGCUGUCAAAAGUGGUUCUCCCCAGUGAGCAGGGUGCUGUGUUUGCUUGUAUUGCCUGUUUAGAAAUUUUGACUGGCACUAUUUCACUUGCAGUCUUUAAUGUUAUCUAUGCAGCUACAGUUGCAUGGUUUUCAGGCUUUAGCUUCCUCUUGUCAGCCAUCCUGUGUCUAAUUCCACUGGGCGUACUGUGCUGGCUUCUGUGCACAAGCUGGAAUGAGGAGGACUUGGCUCUGCUUGUACCUGAAGAAGUAUCCAGCAUAGACAGCGUUGAUAGUUGAACAGAGGAGUCACCAACUAUUUGGCUUUUCUAAUCUGACGUGCUGAGGCAAAGGCCAUUGUGUCAUACUGACACCAUAGAGAUAACUCAUGAGUUGCAGAUGAAAUCUAAAACUGGCUGCACUAAGCACUCAAUUGAUAGCACUUUACAUCCAGUCUUUUUUUAGCACUUGAAUGAACCUAUCUCCUGUACUUAACUAUGCAGAUAGGCCAACAAUGGAGAUUUUAAUGCUGCUUUCAGCAUGGAGAAAAAAAGUAAGGUAGGCUGAUUGUCUUUUGCCACUUACCCCAUUUCAAAUUUGAAAAUAUAAGCUGUGGAUUAUGAUACAUCUUGUGUCAGUCUAAGUGGGGGUACAGAGAUAAGCUCAUCAGCCCCUUAGCCAGAGGAUGUUGGCAAUUCUGC
Messenger RNA from Lagopus muta (rock ptarmigan), 6149 nucleotides. It is a transcript of the gene SLC46A3, whose product is annotated as solute carrier family 46 member 3. Gene Ontology annotation, molecular function: transmembrane transporter activity. Gene Ontology annotation, cellular component: lysosomal membrane. The record is from RefSeq and is a predicted model, not a curated record. The transcript has 5 exons. NCBI's taxonomy places the organism in Eukaryota, Metazoa, Chordata, Aves, Galliformes, Phasianidae. Gene Ontology annotation, biological process: vacuolar transmembrane transport. The coding region runs from base 4576 to 5748 and encodes 390 amino acids.